This is a messenger RNA of Ogataea parapolymorpha DL-1, 2133 nucleotides long. Its product is annotated as Cytokinesis protein 3. The record is from RefSeq and is a predicted model, not a curated record. NCBI's taxonomy places the organism in Eukaryota, Fungi, Ascomycota, Pichiomycetes, Pichiales, Pichiaceae. The transcript has a single exon. The coding region runs from base 1 to 2133 and encodes 710 amino acids. Gene Ontology annotation, molecular function: protein binding.
AUGACCCUUCCUCCCCCACCGUUCAAAGCCAAGGCCAUUUGGAGUUGGGGUGGUAACAACAAGGAGAAAGAUCUCGGGUUUAUUGAGGGAGAUAUCAUCGAGGUGUCUAAAACUUCCUCUGACGGCCAAUGGUGCUACGGCGUUUCACUCAGAAGUAAACUUGCUGGAAGGUUUCCAACCAAGUUCAUCCAGGUGCUACAGAUCAAGGAGUCUGGGUCGCGAAAGAGCUUGCUGGAGCUGAAGGAGUCGAGCUCCUCCAAGUCUCUCAGACUCACCCCGUCCGCCUCGUCCAGCAGCCUGAAACUAGGUUCUUCCGUAUCUGUUCCCACGGACGUCACGAACUACGACGAGAUCCCACCUCCGCCACCGAAACACCAGUAUUCCACAUACAACAAACUGUUCACAUCGUCAUACACGCAGCGGAUCCUGGACUCGUCCACCUUAUCAACAGACACGGAACGGUCCUCGUAUUUUGGACAUUCGGACUUCUCUGCCACCUCGGCGGGCUCACUGAUGCGCCACAAGGAAGCAAAAAUGCAGGCCAGCAUGUCGGACAGCGACAGACAAGACCUGGUGAGCUCGAUGCUAGAGAAGGGCCCUAAUGCCAAACACCCGAAAUUUUUCAGAAGGUUGCUGGGUCGAAAAUCCGUCGAACCUUCGUUAGACGACCAGAUUUUCAGCACGAGUCUCGACAAGCUCGAGGAUCUCACGAUAAAAGAGACGGAUGCUGACGAUGACCUGGUGAGAACGCGAACUCUCACCGGCCGCGACAGAGCCAACAGGAAAUCCCGUGUUGUUCAGGAAGAACCCGACCUAAUUUUGCAGCCUCAAAAGGCCAUCUCGAGUCUAAAUGUCGACGAGAAACUGUCUUACUCCUCUCCAUCUAUAAUUGAUGAGACCGACUUAGACCACGUUGACGAGUUCGUGGCAGAGCUGCCGGAUGAUCGGUUCAUCGGGCCCAGAGAAAUUGUGAAAAACCGCAUAAUUCCACGAUUCCUGACUCCCUUGGAGCAACUCAAAGCCAUUUACGUCUAUCUCACCACCAGGUUCGAGAUUAUAGAGAAACAAGAAAAACUCAGCGCCAAAGUGUCGCCAUCAGAGGCGCUGUUCUCAGACAUAAUUCACAGAAAAAGAUGCACCGGUCAUCAGCUUACAUGGAUGUUCUAUAUCAUGGCAUCGCAUCUGGACCUCGAAAUGGAAAUAAUACUGGGAAAAUUCAAAAAGCCGCUGCAGCUUCUCGACAGCAACCUUGUGCUCAACCAUACAUGGAUCUCAGUGCUGGUGGAAGGUGAAUACCGUUUUAUUGACGUUGCUCUCGGAAACCACACCAAUCCAGUAAAUGACGAGCUAAAUCUAAUCGAGCCGCUGUCGCUCCAGCAAAACUCCGAAUUUUACUUCCUCGCUAAGCCUUUGGACCUGCUCUACACCCACGUUCCGAUGCACGCAGACCAACAGCAUGUCGUGCCUCCCCUGGAUCCUUUAGUCCAAAUGGCGUUGCCCCCAUUAUAUUCAGGCUUCUUGCAUCACAAGCUUAGUCUUUACAAGUUCAACCAUUCACUGUUCCGGCUGACAGAUUUAGAGUUGAUCGAGUUCGACCUUGAAAUUCCAAAAAAGAUUGACGUCCGCGCCAUCGUCAGGUCAUACGAUAAUGAUGCCCAAGGGGAAGCACUGGUACAGGUUUACAUGAAAAGAGACAAAAGGUUGGCGAAGAUCAAGGCAGCAAUGCCUCCGAGGUGCUCUUUGGGUUUCAUCUGCGUCUAUGCUCGCUCAACUGCGCGUCCAGGAGCAGACUUCUCGAUGGUUCUUUCGUUGCCUUGCUCUCACAAGGGAAAAUAUAAGCCUAUCGAAUGGGUGAAGAAAAACGACAACAAUGCUCAUUUAGACUUUGAUCUGUACAUCAAACAGCCACAGACCUUUAAUUUGACUAGAAAUCUGCCAUACAAAUUCCAGGUGCUUUCCACUAAUAGCACAAUCAAGUGCAACCUAAUUUCUCCCUCUGGCACUUUCCAUCUUUUGCCAUAUCAAGACGAUGCUUUUGAGCUCACCAAGCGUCUGAAUGAACCAGGAUUAUGGAGACUUGUAGUUCUCAACAAUGAUUCCUGGCACGUCUACGCUGAAUGGUCAUGCUCUUGA